AUGCCUCUCUCAGACCCAUCCUGGAUGCUGAUUACUUAUUGCACCAAAGCUAUCACUGGGUUUUGUAUUCAGUCAGUCAUAUCGUAUGCACUGUAUCAAGUGAAAACAGGCGGUUUACCUGUCUACCUUAGUAUACUAACAGAUUCCCCCGUGCAGCUUCAGACUGGUAUCUGUAGACUUACAGUUGAGCUACGGCACCAGAAUUGAUGCAGUAGUUCACAGCUCACCUUCUAA
This is a messenger RNA of Lipotes vexillifer (Yangtze River dolphin), 234 nucleotides long. Its product is annotated as leucine zipper protein 6. The transcript has 2 exons. NCBI's taxonomy places the organism in Eukaryota, Metazoa, Chordata, Mammalia, Artiodactyla, Lipotidae. The record is from RefSeq and is a predicted model, not a curated record.